This is a messenger RNA of Anolis sagrei ordinatus, 2490 nucleotides long. It is a transcript of the gene GDF5, whose product is annotated as growth differentiation factor 5. Gene Ontology annotation, molecular function: cytokine activity; growth factor activity. NCBI's taxonomy places the organism in Eukaryota, Metazoa, Chordata, Lepidosauria, Squamata, Anolidae. The record is from RefSeq and is a predicted model, not a curated record. Gene Ontology annotation, cellular component: extracellular region.
GAUUUCUGAGCACCUGCAGGUUUCUGUGUGUGAAAUAUUUUCACUGGAAGGGAUUCAAAACUUUUUUAAAAACCUUUUAACACAGAGGCAGCAUUACGCCAUUCUUCCUUCUUGGAAAAAAAAACCCUCUCCGAUUUAAACAAGAGUCCUUCAAGUUUUUAGUCACUUUUACAGAAGAAAGGGGGGUAGUAAACUUUCUCUUUUCAAGAACAGGCUGCUAGCAGAAACCAGGAGAAGACGGAACGGAGUAAAUGAGCAUCUCCACUAUGGGACUGGAUACAAAGAUUGGACAAGUAGAUUUAAAGUGUUUUAAGCUGAAAAUAAAGCUUUUCCUGCUGACUUUGGUUUUCAAUUUCUUUCAUGUUUUCUUAUGCCAAACUAGAAGAGGAAUCUUUUCUGAAUUUUUCUUUGGAGGCAUUCAAAGGAAGACCAGAGGAUGAAAAUCUUGCACUUUCUUACUUUACUGCUUUGGCACUUUUGUUGGUUUCAUCUCGUUCUCAUCUCCUUAGUGUUGAGUCCUGCUGAAGCAAGUCAAGGGAAUCCAGGAGCCAAAUUAGCUGUAUCAAAAGUAGAUGGAAAAGAGAGGAACCCUUUGCCAAGGGCAGGUACCUUUAGAACGGGAAGCCAUGGAUAUAGCACUGGGAAUUCCAAGCCAAGGACAAAAACCAACACUGCUCAAGCUGGAACUCUCGUGGCAAAAACUGAUGACUCAAAGAAGGCUCUCCCUAAAGCAGGGAGCACAGACAAAAAGGUAGGAGGACAUCCUCCAAACAGGCAAACUGGAGUGAGAACAGUGACUCCAAAGGUUCAGAACUUUGGCCCCAAAGCCCCACCAAAGAAAACUGGCACAGGGAAUUCUGAUGCCAGCUCCUAUAAAAACAAAAAGCCUAAAGACUCUAUUGCCCAAAGAGAAUCUAAAGAGGCAUUAAGACAUCCUGCUAUCACACCCCACGAAUACAUGCUUUCCUUAUACAGGACUCUGUCUGAUGCGGAAAGAAAAGGUGUGAACGGAAGUGUGAAACUGGAGACCGGACUUGCCAAUACAAUCACAAGCUUCAUAGACAAGGGACAAGAUGACCGAGCUCCCACUGUAAAAAAGCAGAAAUAUAUGUUUGAUAUCAGUGCCUUAGAAAAAGACGGCUUACUAGGAGCAGAACUUCGUAUUUUGAGGAAAAAACCUUCAGAUACCUGGAAGCCUCAUCCUCAUGGGAAAACAUGCCAAGUGAAACUUUUCAGUUGCUCCACAAACCGGCAAGCGUCCAUCCUCUUGGACUCUCGGACUGUCAAUAUCUUAGAUACUGCAAAAUGGGAAGUUUUUGACAUUUGGAAACUAUUUAGGAAUUUUAAAAACUCUGCUAACUUGUGUUUUGAACUGGAAGCUUUUGAAAGGGGGAGGCCUGUUGAUUUAAGGACUGUGGGGUUUAAUAGAACAGGGAGGCAAGUCAAUGAAAAGGCUCUGUUUUUAGUGUUUGGUAGGACAAAGAAAAGAGACUUGUUCUUCAAUGAAAUCAAAGCCAGAUCUGGCCAGGAUGACAAAACUGUUUAUGAAUACCUAUUCAAUCAAAGAAGAAAGAGAAGGGCUCCUCUAGCAACUCGACAAGGAAAGAGGCCCAACAAGAAUCUGAAGGCAAGAUGUAGCAAAAAAGCACUGCAUGUAAAUUUUAAAGAUAUGGGAUGGGAUGACUGGAUAAUAGCGCCUCUUGAGUAUGAAGCUUAUCAUUGUGAAGGACUCUGUGAAUUCCCUCUUCGGUCUCAUCUGGAACCGACAAAUCAUGCUGUUAUCCAAACAUUAAUGAACUCUAUGGAUCCAGAGUCAACGCCUCCAACUUGCUGCGUGCCAACAAGGCUGAGUCCCAUUAGCAUCCUGUUUAUUGACUCUGCCAAUAAUGUGGUCUACAAACAAUAUGAAGACAUGGUAGUGGAGUCAUGUGGCUGUAGGUAGCAGCACAGCUUUUCACGUGGCUCUCUGGACAAAGCUUUCCCCAGCGGCUGAUUUUAAUAUAUGAACUUUGAACACUUCAAUUCUAUGGACCAGCACUGUAUUAUUACCCAAAGGGGGUUGCACUGACAAUAGCUAUAGUUGUAUUUUAAUGCUGGCCAGUUAUGCAUAUCUACUUUCUAUGCAGCCUCUCAGCUGCAACCUCUGCAAGGAAACCACCAAACCUUGUACAUGGAUGAUUGCCCAAUGCUUUGGACUCUGUAGUGGCGGAAAUGCCUCUAUGCAUAAUGACAUUAUAAUCAGUCACAUCCUCAAUUAUUCUUCCGCUGGGCACCUUGUCAAUCCAUUUCUGUGCCACUGAACAGCUGUGGCACAUCUGGAGAUGUUUGUGAUUGCCAGCAUAAGAGCUCUAAAAUAUCUUGGCACAAUCAUGCCAUAUAAAUUCAUGUGGCAAAGCCAUAGGUUAUGCUAUUGCACGAGUGUAGCAAGGUUGUGCUUGUAACUAGUGAAUUAGCUGAUAGGCUCAGGCUAUAUGUUUUUGAAAAAAAAAC